GUAACUCUAAGCAGUGCACAACGAGGUGAAAUUGAAUUAUGGUUAACAUCUCCAGCUGGAACUAUUUCUCAACUUUUAAGUAAACGACCAAAAGAUAUUGAUGUUGCUGGAUUUCAUGCAUGGCCAUUUAUGUCUGUACAUUAUUGGGGUGAACUAGCCAACGGUACAUGGAAAUUGACAGUUAAAUCAGGAAAUGCUGUUGUAUCAAUUCAUGACUGGAGCUUAAUUCUGUAUGGAACAAAUACUCCUCCACCAUCUGUACCUAGUUCUUCGCAUAGACGAGGUGUCAGACAACUUCCCAGAAAUCAAGAAUCUAAUCCUUCUGUAAAAUCUCAAAAAACAUGGAUUGAUCCACAGAAAGAUAAAUUUCAUUCUUCAAAAAAUUCACAACAACCUCAACAAAAAUCCAUUGAAACAUCAAAACAUCAUUCCUUAGAUUCUGUUUUAAAUCCUUCUAAUGAAGAAAAUAGUGAUCAUGGUGGUUCUUUUGGUUUGCCGGAAAAUCAAAACUCUUAUCCUUAUCCACCAUUUUACUAUUUGAACAAUCAAAACUCCUAUCGAUAUUGGCCUACUUGGAAUAGUGAAUAUCAAAGUUUGUCACCUGUUCAAGCUCCACUUCCACCACCUCCUCCGCCUCCUCCUCCUCCUCCACCACCACCACCACCACCACUGCCUGUUCCAACAAUUUCUGUUUUGUCAUUGCCAUCAUCGCCAACAUCACAAUCUUCAUCCUCCUCUUCUUCUGUCGGUUCAAAUUCCUUAGCCUCUCCUUCUUCAUCAUCAUCAUCAUCAUCAUCACAUGAAUUUUAUUCACAUUACUAUCCACAACCUUCUAUUCCAUUGUCUUCUACUAGUCAUUCAUCAUCUGCAUCAACUAAUCACGGUGCUGGUUUAGACGAAUCAAAUCCUUCAAUGGAUUUUGAUCUGUCAUCAUUAGUUGUACAGUCAAAUGAUUUCAAUCAUAUUCAAGCAUUGAAUACACAUGAUCGAAAUGAUUAUUCUGAACAAGAAUUCAGUUUAUCUUCAAAUAAUAAUGAACAACAGUAUUUAAUGCAUCCAGACGAAUCGUUGCAACAACAUAAUCAUCAUCGAAUUGAAAAUCAUCACAAUUCUAUUGAUGAUGAUGAUGAUGUGAAUAAUAAGAAUAAUUCUGUUUAUUCUGUCAUUGUAAAUCCAAUCAAUGCAUUAUUCUCUUUGAUUUUAUUUAUUUUAUUUGUAUACUGAAUAGAAGGGAAAAACAAUUUUCAGUUGUUUUCUCUUUUAUCUUCGUGUUGUUGUUGUUGUUGUGUGUGUCGCACGCAACAAAGUCAUUUCAUUGUGUGUGUCUGUUCAGCUUCAAUUGAAAUAAUAGAUUGGUGUCCUUUUGUGUGUGUGUAAAAGUGCCAUUCAAUUAUUUUGAAAAGAAAAAAAUACUGUCAAUAUUGAAUAUUGUUUUUAGGGAUUUAAAAAUUUUUUCGUGGAAAAAAAAACUGAGAAAGUAUCAAACAUUGUAUUUAUUUCAAUUUCGGUACAAGUUUUUUUUUUAUGGGUUAUCGUGUUAGGGGAAUUGUUUUUUUUUUUGUUUUAAGAAUUUUAUUCGAUGUCGUCUGUUUUGCUUAAUUCAACUUUAAAAAAAAACACAUAACACUCCUCAGGCUUUGCUUUCAAACUUAUGACGAUGAUUUAGUGUUCUGAUGAUUAAUGUUCUAGCUUCCUUCGAAUGCGUACAAUUUGAUUUUCCUACCAGUUGAUAUGUCUUCUUCACAUUGUUUUCUUUAUUUACUCUGUUUGCAUUCCUUUUUAUUUUGUGUGUACUAUAAAAAAUGUGUUUCCCUACUAUUGAUUGUCAUUUGUUUCUGUGACUGUAUAUAGACACACACACACACAUAUAUAUAUGUAAAAUUAAAAUGAAACUUUGAAAUUCUUUGAAGUGGUGGUGUAUCUUGUUUUGUUUUGUUUUUAUUCAUAUUUUCAUAUUUUUAAUUUAACCAAUCUAUAUGCACGCACAUAUUGUUACAUAAUCUCCAAUGAUACCAAAAAACAAAGGAGUGUAUAUUUUAUUCAUGAAGUCAAAUAACUUCAUUUCUUCUUUUAUCGCACAAUCUAUGGAUUCUAUGCAAAUGGUAUUUUUAGCAAUUUUUAAAAAUUA
Schistosoma turkestanicum is the source of this 2128-nucleotide messenger RNA. The record is from the annotation of a GenBank genome assembly. Lineage: Eukaryota; Metazoa; Platyhelminthes; Trematoda; Strigeidida; Schistosomatidae.